Porites evermanni is the source of this 1093-nucleotide messenger RNA. The record is from the annotation of a GenBank genome assembly. Lineage: Eukaryota; Metazoa; Cnidaria; Anthozoa; Scleractinia; Poritidae.
AUGGGAGCGAAGAAUCGUCCGAUCAACAACCCCCUUGUGUUUUCGUCGAUAGUUUUCUCUUUUGCGCUCUGUUUCGUGGCAUUGAUCCACGUAGAGAUCGAGCUUCACGCUCAUCGGAAAAUGCUUCAAGUCUUGACUCAACAGACAGAAGAAAGUAUCCUCUCACGCGGCACUGUGAACAAUAAACCGAUUGCUUCCGCGCUGCACAGUGACACUGGUAAAGGUGAGUGCUUUGUUUUACUUGUUCGCUGAUUCUCACGGUCUUGAAGUUAUAACUGUUGCAUUUCGCAACAACGCCCUCAAUAGUUAGAUCCAGUAACUGUUUAAUACUGAUCAGAAACGUCAUUCUGGCGUAUUGGUUUCAGUUCAGCUGUUUUGGUACAAGCUGAGAAGAUUUCCCUUUCUCUUCUGAAGGGCUGAAACCUAACCUGACAAAGCGUAAUUGCGGAGAUGCAAUUUUAGUACUCCUCGGAUAGAAGUGUCUUUUUUUUUCUUUUUAGUGCAUGAAAAUAUAUGGCAGGUAGUACAGUAGAUAAAGUUUGUCUUUAGCCAGUAUCAGUAAAGCCGCUAUUGUGCAACGGCAUAAUUUCGUCUGUAAGAUAGAAGGGGCAAUUAAAUCGACCAAAACAUUCUUUCACUGAACGAUCAUGAAAGUGACAUAAAUUAUUUCUCAGUUGCAGAAAUACGCGUUCGUCACAAACGCAACUCGAAAAUAAACGAGGAAACAAACGUCAGCGAAAUCAUCAGUCGAGAUGACAUUAAAAGGGAGGUUAAACUGGCGAUGAUUAACCUGGCCUGUAUGGCGCAUUGCCCGAAGGAAAUCAGGGGAAGACGAGGAAGGCCUGGUCCCCCCGGCAAACAUGGACCAGUCGGACCUCAGGGACCACAAGGACCACAAGGACCACAAGGAUCAAGUGGACCUCAAGGAGAUCACGGGCCUCCUGGACCUAGAGGCGAUCAAGGCCCUCAAGGGCCUAAGGGCGAUCCUGGUGAAUCCAUCUCAGCUCCUUCUAUUGUGUCACCUCCGUCUUCCAUUGUGGUAAACGAAACUGGUAUAGCCUCAUUGCAGUGUGAGGUUAAAGGAAAUCCAAUA